AGCCCCUAAUUCGGUAACGCCGUGUUUCUUUUUCCUCUCUAAUUUCCACUCAUUUCAUUUCCUCUCCACUCCUUUCUGCAAUUAUUCCCGACUUUCCAUGGCUUCCUGCAUACCUAGCCUCGAACCCGCCCCCGACACGUGUCCCGAGUUCAAACGGCGGAAACGAAGGAUACCAGACCAGAGGCUUGCCUCUUCUCAUUCUCAUCAACGUAACCAAAGAAUUAAGCGAUGGCGAACACAACGCGAGCAACACAUCUACUCCUCCAAGCUCAUCCAGGCCCUCCGCCGUUCUCGUCUGACCUCAACUUCCUCCUCCACCGUACAGGAAGUUCACGAUACGGCUGACAGAGUCCUCGCCGUUUUGGCCAAAGGAACCACGCGUUGGAGCAGAGCGAUCCUCACCGCUCGCAAGAUGUCCAGACAAAAGAAGGCCAAGGCCGCCGCCAAUACGAGGUUGAGGAAGCCGGCGUUUAACAUGGAGAAGAGAAAAACGCCUGUCAUUCAGAGGAAGUUGAAGGUUUUGGGACGUCUGGUUCCCGGCUGCCGGAAAUUAUCGUUCUCGAACCUCAUAGAGGAAACCAGCGAUUACAUAGCGGCCCUGGAGAUGCAAGUUCGAGCCAUGACGGCUAUCACCGAGUUUCUCGCCGGCUAUGGACCGCAGCGGGCGGCGGACCGGCUUGCGUCGAAUGCCAACUCUUGAAAAGAUGUUCAUUUGUGAUUAUUAUUAUUUUCGGAAACUGUUUUUGGUGAGAUUCUCAAAUUCCUGUAUUUUAUUGUGUGUACAUGACCUUUUUCUCCCUUUCUAUUUUAUUGUGUAUACAUGA
Messenger RNA from Hibiscus syriacus, 824 nucleotides. Its product is annotated as transcription factor bHLH149-like. NCBI's taxonomy places the organism in Eukaryota, Viridiplantae, Streptophyta, Magnoliopsida, Malvales, Malvaceae. Gene Ontology annotation, biological process: regulation of DNA-templated transcription. The record is from RefSeq and is a predicted model, not a curated record. The coding region runs from base 98 to 700 and encodes 200 amino acids. Gene Ontology annotation, molecular function: protein dimerization activity. The transcript has a single exon.